GUACAGGGCCCCACUGCCUACGUUGCUUCAGCAGAAGGCAGUAUGCACUCGGCCAGCCGGUGGGUCCAGUCGCUCGCGCUCUGGCUUUGGUCUGGUUUGCCCUCGUAUGCUCAGAACACCAUGGUUCCGCUUGUGGCGACCCAGCUUCUCUCGGCUGACCGGAGCCCUUGGCAACGAAGCCUCCCGCCAAGGGAUCUGAUCAUGGUCUCGGUGAGCUUGCUGGCCUUCGAUUCUGCAACAGGUUCAUCGGUCGAGGCUGACAUUCCCUUGCAGAUCGUGACGCAAUCCAAAACUCUGCUCAAUGUCGAGCUCCGGUCGGCACCCCCGAAGCUGCUCACCGUUUGGACGGCUUGGCCCUGGAGUGAGCUUCCAGACACGCUUCCAAAGAGUGGCAUGGACCUGGAGAUCCAGGUCGGUACAGGAAGCGGCCUGGCAAUUGUGAGCUAUGCAAUGGACCUCAUACCGGUGAAGCCAUUUCUGGAGCCCCAGUUCAAAGGCAUCAUGGUGCAGAAGAUUGUCCAGAAGUUGGACACUCGUGGCCACUGCCAUGGACCAGCAGUUCACAUUGCCGAGCCCGGGCAGUUGCUGUGCGUCACCAUCCAGAUAACCUCCCCGGAUGAUCUGGAUGAGGUUGAGGUUGUGGACCUCGUCCCGGCCGGCCUGGAACCCUUGGACGAAGCCUUGGCGGCUGCGGCCGCCGUGGCAGGCGAGGACGCAGGAGGUAACAAUGCAUUCAUUUGGGGCUUGCUCCUAGGCCGAUCCUGGAAGCGGACGGUGCGGAGAGACUUUGUGCGCUGGCGCAGUGCAUACAUGUGGGGCGGCACGCAUACCCUAUCCUUCAACUGCAUCGCAAAUGCGCCAGGUGUCUACUCGCUUCCUUCGGCCAAAGCGCAUUCGGUGAAGUUUCCGGAAGUUAUGGGCUUCAGUGGUGCUGCCUCAUUCCUGGUCGAGGACACAGCAGAGAGUCCAAACGCAGUGUCUGCCCCGAUGCUGCAGCAAUUUCGGCGAAAUGUAGGUGCCGCAUUUCAGGUGGAUCUGGGAUUGCUUGGCGCUACUGAAGGAGUCGCAUCUAUGUUGCCGGUGGCAUGUCCCCAGGCCUGCCCUGCAGCUGGCAGCUGCAACUUGGCAAAAGGCAUCUGCGAAUGCGUUUCCUCCUCUGGGGAUCUCCUCCCAUGUGAGGAUUCCACGCAGGAGCCUGGGCCAGGGCCUGCCCCCACUCAGAAGCCUUGGAGACACCAGGAGCCACGUGUGCCACAUCCACCCGAAGGCCACAUAGAGGACCCGGAAGCCUUGGAUGCUUCCCACUCCCAAACAGUGGUCUUUGUGCUGCUCCUCGCCGUUGUGGCGGCUGGCAUCUAUUCCUACAUGGCGAGAAUGAAGACUCCCAGGAACUUUGCACCUCCAGACAUGGAGUUGAGUUCAGAGCCGUUCGCAGUCUUGGAUGAGGAGAUGACGGCACACGCUCGAUCACCUUUAACCGUGGAAGAGGGUCCCCGGCAACAUCUCGGUGGAGCUGGCGCCCUCGCAGCAACCGAGGCAGCGGAGUGA
Messenger RNA from Symbiodinium necroappetens, 1548 nucleotides. The record is from the annotation of a GenBank genome assembly. Lineage: Eukaryota; Dinophyceae; Suessiales; Symbiodiniaceae.